AAAAAUGAGAGAAAUUUCUCUCACUUUCUUCAUUCUUCUUCUGUCGGGUGAGCUGAUCGCAAAUGAAAGGCAUCAUGAACAUUCGCUGAAACACGUCCAAAAACGUCAUGACAUUCCACUGGAGUUUAUCAUGAACUCUCAGGAACAUUCGGAUAUUCGUAGAUCAGUUCGCUUGGAGAAGGAACCCAACUUGGAGCGGUUGUCGUCGGAUAAGUUUGUGGUUCGUCGAGACUCAUCGGAUUCCUCCACGGAAGUUGUCGGAGAUGAAAAUUCGGUUCCUGACAAGUUUGAUCAGCCAUCUUAUGAUUUUAUGCUUCCCGAAGGAAAAACUGAGAACUCGACCAUUCUCGCAGUUGUCGACUUCAUCACCAGAAAGCACAACGUAAAGCCAGCAUUCGUUGUGAAUUUCGACGAAAACGAGUGGUUCGCCAUAGGAAACGUGGAGAAGACACGUGCCGACAACGCAGACGUCUACAAGGCUACCGUAAUCCUACGCCAGAACUCCAACGUGGAGAUCGCCAAGACCGAAGGGGGUCUGUAUCGGUUUGUGGUGGAGGCGCAGCAAGGUGAAGUGGUUCUGGCGACGACUAAUAUCUCGGUGGAUGUUAUUAAGCUGGCUCCUACCACGAAGAGGACCCGGGUUACUGUACCUGACAGGCCAAAAUUAAUGGAGACUACUGUACCUGUAACGUCAUCAUCGUCAACAUCAUCUGAAAUGAUCGAGGUGGAUGGGGAAUCUGAAACUCAGGAGGAUCUUACAUUAGGUGGUGGUGGUGCUGAAGCUACAUCAACUGAGACUACCACAGUACCCAUGACGUCACCAGAAGAGGAAGUGGUGACGUCAUCAGCAGCCACGUCACCAGCUAGUACUGCAGAUUUCUCAGACGACGAUGAUCUUACCAUCCCGGUGACGUCACCAGAACCUACACAACCCAAGGAUUCUGAGGAAGAGGAAGAAGUUGAAGUUUUGGAUGGAUCAGGUGAAGGAUCCGCUGAUGUUUUGACAACUACGGAGACUAACGAAGGAUCUGGCGAGCUUCUGGACUCUUCAACGUCGUCAAAUUUGCCGGCCUCCUCAUCUGAAGCUUCAUUAGUAGAAGAAGAAGAGGAUCCAAUCACCGGCCCUGUCUCAAUUCUACCUCUCCAAAAUUCUCCCGACGGAAUCAUCGAGCCACUCGACAUCCAGCUCACCAUCUCCCCCAGUGACGUCAUCAAAGUUCCACGUGACGCCCGCCCGGGUGACGUCAUUCGCAAUUUACAAGUGGAAUUCCAGUCGGCGACUGAAAACCUUCGAAAAACUAAGAAAAUUGAGCUGGAAAUUGAGCCCGCCGGAUUUUUGGAAAUUCGUCCAAAAAUCUUGAAUUUCGACGAGAAAGCCAUGAUAUUCAUCGGAGAUUUGGCUGAAAGUUUGUCGGAAAACUUGCAAAUUGUCGCGAAAAUUGGGAAUUCCACUCUCAGAACUCCAAUUCGGCUGGAUUUGACGGAAUAUUUGGAAAAUCCAGGAAAUUCUGACGGUUCUGAGAUGCUAUCGCUUCGAGAAGUCGAAUUUGCGGUGACAGAGACCGCCGAGUCGGGUAGAACUAUUGGGCAGGUGGAUUCGGAUUUGAAGAUUAUUGGCGGGAAUGGUAACAGAAAAUUCUCCUUGGUUGGCAACGAUUUAAUCCUCUCCUGCAGCCAAUUCGACACGGAAAAAUGUCUGGAAAACGAUGAUCAAAAGUCAUUUUCCUUGAUUUUAAUGCCAAAAAAUGGAGCUCUGGCUCCAGUCCAAGUCACAAUAAUUGUUCAACAAAAAGCAAAUCUUCGAACUUCUGAUAAAGUGAUUAGAAUAUCGGAUAACAGAAUUAUCAGCCCAUUUGCGGUGAUUACGGAGAGAACUCGCAAGGACAUUCAGCUUGGAGGCGAUGCUGCCAAGUUUUUGGGCUUUGUGAAAGCCCAGGAGGGUCUGUAUCAGAUCAUUGUUAUCAACUCUGCUGCAUCUGGCCGCUACUCACUGGAUAUCUCCAUUGACGAUGAUACUCAGUCAAAAACCAUUGAAGUAUUCGUAGAAAACUCCCAAUCCCAUGCUCACUUCCGAAAAUCCAAGUACUCUUUGGAAGUUGACGCUGGAAAAGUGGAAAAUGGACUGAAACUGACACAAGUCGAGCUGGAAGGUGUGCCAAUUGACGAGGCAAAAAUUAUGGUCUUGGAUGGAAAUCCAGGAUGGGUUACUGUAGAGGAGUACGGUGGAAAAGUCAAUGUGGGGAAGUAUGAUGGACCAAUCUACAAUGGCAAAUUCCCAAUCAGAAUUGGCGCAGUUGACAAGAAAACGUGGACAAUUUUGACUGAAACCAUAGUUGAAAUUGAUGUGAAAAAUGGCCAAGAACCUCUGGAAAAUGAACAAAAAAUUGAGGAAAAAUCUGGAAAAUCCAGAGUUUUGGAAGCUACUUUUGAUCGGGAAAAAUCGGAAGAUUUCGAAAUUCAACUGGAUGAGAAGAACAUGAAGUUGGAUUUAAAAUCCAUGUAUGGAAUUGAUGAGAAGGGUCAGAAAGUCACACUGGAUCCGACCUCCAUCACAGUCACCUCUACACAUGUCCAGCUAACUCCUGAUUCCCUGAAAUCUCUCAGACUCAUUGGCAUGACCCUCAAAAACCCGGAUUCCCAAAAAAUCAAUAUCCUAGUCCGCCUAAUUUCCUCCCCAGAAUACCUGAAAAACCAGGAAAAACUGGCUCAACGUCCAAUCUACCCGAUGCCAUGGACACGAGAGAAUCCUGUAAUCCACGUGGAAUUACGCGAAGAAUUGGCACAGGGCCAAGUUGUGGGUGUGUUCCCCGCAGUUUCCCAAGGCAACUUGUCGCGCGAAAUUCAAAUUUCUGGCUUAAUGAGCGAUGCUUUUGAUUUCAAUGGAACAACUGGAGAGCUCAAGAUCAAACAACGUAUCGAUUAUGAGACACUAGAUGAAGCUCAAAAAACGUUUAAUUUGACGCUGAGCUCCGGUGAAAAUGGCUUCAAAAGUGAGGCUAUCCUAAUGGUUCAAGUGACGGAUGUGGAUGACAAUUCGCCGGUUGUGGAUGUUGGAGACGCUGAAAUGAUUUCCCUACCGGAAAAUCUUUCCGCUGGCACAAAAAUCGCCGAGUUCGACGUCACUGAUCCGGAUGGUUCGGAGAGCUACCAAGUUGAGCUGGAAGGGGAUGGAAGCAAGAAUUUCAUGGCGAAUAUUACCUCUUCCAACACGACCGCCACUUUAUCGAUUUUCAUCGCGGAAAAUGCAAAAAUCGACCGGGAAACUCAAGAUUUUAUAGCUCUUCUUGUGAAAAUUUUAGAUAUUUCUGGAAAUUCCGAGAAAAUAAUUCUUCCAAUUCGGGUUCUCGACGUAAAUGACAAUGCUCCACAAUUUGAGCAGAACCUUUAUGACGUGGAAGUCAUGGAAGACCUGCCAAGUGGUAUGGUAAUCCAUAGAGUUCACGCUAUGGAUUCAGAUGCACCGGGAGCAGCUUCCACAGUCAACUACCAAAUUUCCAACCCAUCUGACGUCACCGAUGACGUCAUUAGUGUGAAUUCCACGUCAGGAGUUGUCCAAAUCUCAGGAUCCCUUUGGGGAAUGCCACGUGAGCAGCCAUACAAAUUCCAAGUGAUUGCUCAAGAUUUUGGAGCGCCUGGGCUCAAUUCCACGUCGAUUUUGAGCUUAAGAGUUAGAAAUAAGGACGAGGUGGUCACUGAGGAGGCGGUGGAGUUUGAAGAAAUUACACAGGAAGUUGUGAUUCAGGAGAACCUUGCCCCGGACACCAAAAUCUACACCGCAAAAGCGGUUUUACGUGGAAUUCCCUCAAAAACACGUGGCAAAGUCGUCUACACUUUGAAAGACCUAUUGAGCUCAGAAAAAGAGCCAAUUUUCGCAGUCGACAAGGAUUCCGGCGACAUUUUUGUGGUGAAGCCGAUUGAUUUUGAGGAGAGAAGCGAGUAUACGCUUCUAAUCACCGCUUUCAACUCGGGCAACGAGUUGGUGACGUCAUCAACUUUACUGAAAAUUCGUGUGGAAAAUUUGGAUGAUAAUGAGCCAGAAUUUUUGCCAAGCGCUCUCCCAAUCUUCCAAGUGCCCAAAAACACAUCCAAACCAACUGCAAUCGGCCGGCUGACCGCCCGGGAUGCAGAUUUCUCUCCGAUUUUCUACCACUUGCUCCCAAAUUGUGGAACUCCGGAAUCCUCAGACAACUUCAAUAUUGACGCCGAAUUCGGAGAAAUUGUAUACGAGCCAAAAGUUGAUCCGAGCUCAAAAAUGACGGAAGCCGAGGUGUGCUUCAUUGCCACCUCACAGAAAAAUCUGGAUACAUCUGAAGUGUUCUUCGAUGCAAAUUCGAAAAAUUUCAAGCGUGUGAAAGUGGAGUUUGUGGGCGACUCCGUUGACUCCGUUGCAAAUUCUGGAAAAAUCAAUAAUGGAUUUUCUGGAAAUCAAUCGAUAUCUUCUGUUGGUGAUGUGCUGGAUCGUGUUGAGAUUCCAAUGAAUUUGGGAGCAGCCGCAGGGGCACAAGAUUAUGAGCAAAAAUCCCUGAAUUUUGUGCCAGCAAACUACGAACUCGGACGUGACAUGAUUUCACCAGAAGGAGCCGUAGAGCUUAACAAAAAUACUGGAGAACUCGUGGCAAACGGGAAAAUUCUAGACACCCCGCAAGGCGUCUACACUGCUGAAAUUGGAAGAGGGGAUGGAGGGGAAGGUGUUAAACAGCUUCACCACAUCCGCAAUGACAGAAAGCUCCGUUACGUCCUCUCCAUGUCCCGUAACGAAUUUGGAGCAAAUUUGGAAAAAUUCCGCCGCCAAAUUCUUGAAGCUAUUGGUAAAGACGAUCAGAAGGCCGGGAAACAGUUGGAAAUUCAUUUUGAUGAACCGAAAGCGGAUAGAAAAAAUUCCACGUGGACCUCCGUAUGUUUCUAUUUGACCCGUCAAAAUGCGAUACUUGACGAGAAUCAGGCUUCCUCAAUAAUUUCCCCAUCAAAUGGGCAUAUUUCAAAGCUUCAUCACAUUUUCAAAGUUCAAAACGUUGAUAUGUGUGCUCCGAAGCCAUCUGCCACGUCAUCAGAAUCCACAUCAUCCUCCAAUUCUGAUAUCCCACUGAACACUUUAAUAUUGAUCGGAGUUGUUGGAUUAUUGAUUAUUGCACUUUUGGCAUUGCUGAUUUAUGUUUGUUGUGUCUCAAGAUAUCAGAGAUACUUGAAGCAAAAAACUGAUCAGUUGAGAUGCUCUUCCAGCGCCGGAAGCUAUUAUAAAUCUCCGAAUUUAAUUCCACCACCACCUCCGGGAUACAUGCACACUCCACCACUUCCACCACCUCCUCCACCAAUGGCUAUUGCGUAUUAUUGAUUUUUCCCAUUAAUUUUGCAUUUUAAACGUUGAUAAUACAAUUAAUUACAAUAAAGUUUUUAUAUUUUAA
Messenger RNA from Caenorhabditis elegans, 5402 nucleotides. It is a transcript of the gene cdh-10, whose product is annotated as Cadherin domain-containing protein. Bases 5 to 5332 code for a protein of 1775 amino acids. The transcript has 18 exons. NCBI's taxonomy places the organism in Eukaryota, Metazoa, Nematoda, Chromadorea, Rhabditida, Rhabditidae. The record is from RefSeq and is marked reviewed. Gene Ontology annotation, molecular function: calcium ion binding. Gene Ontology annotation, biological process: homophilic cell-cell adhesion; cell adhesion. Gene Ontology annotation, cellular component: plasma membrane; membrane.